AUGGCUGAGCGCAAGGGCAUUUCGGGCUCGUCCACCUGGGUCCUGGACGAUGCCCACGGGCCCUCUGCACGGCCCACACGGCGCCCAGCAGCGGCGGUUCUGCAGCCGGCGGUGACCGCGAGGUGGCAGUGCCGACUCAGACUUCGGCGCCGCGGGCUGCUGAGGGUGCGGCCGCGGAAAGUGCCGGGUUUGCCGCGCUCUGUCCCCGGGAGGUUCCGGGGAGCGAGGACCCGUGAGGAGAAGCGGCCGCCCGCCCGGCAGAGCGGCAGGAGGAAGGCAGACGGUAGCACAGGCGACAUCGUCUCGGGGGGAGCCGAGACCGCGCAGGCUGGGGGGCCGCGGGCCCGCCCAGGGCGCAGUGCAGAGGGACGUCACCAGAGGGAAUGGCAGCACAGGUGUGAGCUCCAGAGAUUUCGGCAGCAAGGAGGCUGCGGGGCCCCGCCGUGGGCGCCGUUUCCACGUGGCACUGCGACCCGGGGGUGGCACGGGGAGGCCACGGUGAUUUUGCGACACCGUGCAUCUCCGUGCGGCCCCUGGGACGGCGUGAUAGACAGUUCAGCAUCCGGGGGAGUCAAGGACACAGGCAGGACCAGACUAGGAGAGGCGGGCAGGGCGGCGUGUGUGCGAGGGGGGGAGGGAGAGCAGGGCGCGAGCAGGGGCGCGGCACAGCGGCCUGGCAGCGAGCGAGGCGGGCGCUGGCUCCGGAGCCCGUGGCCAAGGCGGGCUACGGGCGGUGACGGAGCAGGGAUCGGUGCCUCCGCGUUCGGAUCGGAGACCAGAACAUCUCUGGCUGGCGCCCUGGGAGCGCAGCGCCCAGCUGGUCUCUGUCCUUUGCUUUCCGGAGGAGCCCACACAACUCUGGCCUCGGGACCUCAGAACCCUCAAGAUGACAAGAAAUGGUGCUACCCAGCUCACGCCUGGGCCUCGGACCCCGGACUUCUUCAAGUCCUUCUAGCUCUGACUCAAGAAUAUGCUGCACUUGGAACCACUAACCACCCGUCUCAGGAAUCGGCUGCGAAGGUAGAGCAAAGGACUGAGAUCAGCGACACCAGCACCACCGGACUCGAGCAGCUCCCGCGGCAGCACCUGCCCCCGCGGGCGAUACCAUCUUGGCUGCGCCCCAGCGAGGGCUGGAGACCACCCCAGCCGCCCGCCCGGCACCAGCACCCUCCUCUCCUCCUUCUUUUCAGAAUUUCCUGUCUCCUUUCCCUCCUUUCCUUCUUUCUCUGUCCCUGGCUCAGCAGGCUCAGCGUCCGGGACUCCGCGUCCCCCCCAUCCCCCUGAUUCAAUUUGCACUAUAAGUCGUUUGCACUGGUUUGGGGUCCUGGACCGCCCCGAGUCUCUGAGCGUGUGCGUGAGUGUGUGCGUGAGCGUGUGCGUGAGCCACUGCCGAGUGUGCCGGCCUCCUCGGGCCGGUGCCGCCCCAGCGCCCCCGCCCUCCGUCACUGGGGGUGCUGGGUGCGGCAGAGUGUGUGGGGCCCUGCCCCCCCCUCGCCUAGUCUGGACGCUCCGCCCACCAGGAGCACCUAGCACUGCAUUGUGCACCAUCCUGCCUGUGUCCCUCCUCACCAGGCUUCACCAGAAGCCUGGCAUCAUCAAUAAAUCCGUUCCAGCA
Myotis myotis is the source of this 1615-nucleotide messenger RNA. RefSeq lists its product as uncharacterized. The transcript has 6 exons. Bases 1 to 1284 code for a protein of 427 amino acids. NCBI's taxonomy places the organism in Eukaryota, Metazoa, Chordata, Mammalia, Chiroptera, Vespertilionidae. The record is from RefSeq and is a predicted model, not a curated record.